This is a messenger RNA of Sphenostylis stenocarpa, 507 nucleotides long. Lineage: Eukaryota; Viridiplantae; Streptophyta; Magnoliopsida; Fabales; Fabaceae. The record is from the annotation of a GenBank genome assembly.
AUGCCUCGUAGUAAGCUUAAAAAGCUUUGGGAUGGUGUUCAGAACCUUGCGAACUUGGAGAAGAUUUACCUUGAUGCUUCUCCUGAUCUGGUUGAGAUCCCAGAUUUAUCUGAGGCAGAAAAACUCAAAACAAUUGAUCUAUGCGAUUGUGAAAGCUUGCGCAAGCUCCACCCAUCCAUAUUAUCUCUCCCCAAGCUUGAAAUUUUGAAUUUAAGUGGUUGUAGAGAGAUUGAAAACCUGAAUGUUCAUUCGAAAUCUCUACAAAGAUGGAGCAAUGGCUGUUUAUCUCUCAAGGAGUUCUCAGUGACAUCACAUGAAAUGACGUUCUUGGACUUAUCUUACACUGCUAUAUGUUCAUUGCCAUCAUCAAUUCAAUUUAAUAGGAAACUUUCUCUAUUUUAUCUAAAGGGUUGUAACAAUCUUGAGCAUUUAUCAGGUGUUUCGGAAACAGAGUUUAUUACAACGAAUCUGUCAGUCUUACAGCCUCUCCCUAACAUCAUUGACUAG